AUGAAUGAGGUGCACGACGUUCAGCCCGGCCACAUCUAUCAGCCUGGCAACAAGAAGGAAGUCAGACUGGUCUACCGCAUCCUCUCUGGCCCUUACUGUGGCCGGCACCAGAAACCCUUCUCGCUGACGAAAUGGGGGGUUGCUGGUGCGUGGGACGCUGCCCAGCAGGCGAAGGCGUACAUGUUGCAGACCGGACGGUUGCCGCCCUCCUUCGCCUCCCCGUACUCGCGAAGCAAGUUGACAAACGCUUCUGCGAACGCCAUCGUGAAGCCUGUUAGACCAGCAGGAAUCCCCGGGGUUGAUGGUUUCCUCGGUCCCAUGGACCUGGACGGUACAGGUUCAUCCGCUCUUUUUCCUUCGCUGGCGGCGUUCUCGGCCACGACGAAGCCGCCCGAGGCGGCCCUGGGUAAAGCACCUCACGCACGCAUACACGCCCACAGUUCGCACUUUGAAGACGAUAAGAGCUUCACGACGCAGUCGUCGACCACAUCGGACGCACUCGAUGAGAUCUUCAGGUGCUUUUCGGUAGACGACUCUGCGGCGGGGCCCGCGACUUCACGGCGCGUCGCUCGGUCUCAAAAAGUGGGGAGCCGAGGUGGCCCCUGCGCGCCGAACUUCUUGCCGCGGUGCAGAAAGCAUUCGGUUGGCACUUCGUCCUCCACCGCAAGCGCACCUCUGUCCCCAGUGGCCGCCGGCAGUGACUCAGUACCGAGGUCCUUUCCUCCCUUGGACAAUCUGAGCCUCGAUUCUGCAGUCGCGGCGGAGCUCCUCCUUUCUCCUCUUCUGGAUUCCCUCUGUAAAGCAGAGGCGCGCCUCGCGGAGGGAGAGAGCGAGGAUGUGUCACUUGCGUCUCACGAUCGCGACACGGCUGACACAUCCGGAGACGAGGACUUGCUACCGAGAGGAGUCCGUGGCGCAGGGUCCGCGAGGGUCAGGAAGCAGGCGGCUGCGCCAAGCUCCGCGUCCAGCACGAGAUACACAGGAAAAGAUCUCGGCAGUCCUGACACGGCGAAGCGCGCGUCUUUCGCAGGUUCAAAGACACUGCGCAGACUCUUGUUGCCUGAUUCUCUCCGUGUUUCUGCUUCUCCAGGGCUCUCCGCUUUCUCUGAAGGUGCAGGCGCACAUUUUCCUUCUUUCUUGCCCUCGCCGCAAACAGGAUAUCAGCGGGCUGCUCCGGGCUGGGCGUAUCCGUCAUCGGUGCAGGCAACAUUGGAAGCGAGUGCGCGGGCCGCUGCGGUGGCGAGUGCAGCAGGAGCUGCCGCGGGCGGCGGGUCUGGCCCGUCGUGCUUCCACGGGCAGCAAGCUGCGCGGCCAGCGGGACCUGGGCAUGUCGCCUCCUGUGGGGGCGCCGUUCCCGCGGAUUUGAUCGGUUUGCAGAUGUUGUCCGGAGGAAGCCCUCACUUCGCACCUAGCACGCUUCAGAGGGGAAGCGGUACGGGUGGCUGGGUGGAGAGCCCGAGUGUCCCAGUUGGAGGGAGUGGGGCUGCGGAUGGUAACGUCGCUGCAGCCACUGCCUUUACGCUCCUCCAGUUGGCGGAGCAUAACGCGGCAGUUCAGCCGAAGGAUCAGAGUCAGCUGGAGCAGAACACUUUGCAGCAGUUCUUGUUGCUUCAGCAGCUUCAGCUGCUGCAGGAGAAGCAGCAAGAGUCACAACAGGAGCGAAUCCGUGGAAACGGUGGCGCAGCGUCCCUUGAGAAUCAGGGGACAGUUGGGGACGAAGUCUCCGGUGGGCGUGCGUUGGCGGGUGAUGUUGCGGACGGGCGCAGCCUCUGCAAGGCGUCAGUGGAACCACAUUUGAAGUUCACUGACCGCCCGGUCUCUGCUGAGUCUAAAGAGAUGGAUGACGUACAGUGCAUAGGCAGUCGUCGGUGCGCUCCUCAGCAAGAAUGUGAAAAUGCCGCAAGACUGAACUCUGCACAGAGCAUCGGGUCCCUGCUCUCGUCGACAUCGUUGGCGCCUGGACAGAAAGGUGGGGGGCCUCAGGAGCGGGGAAAGGCUGAAGACGCGGAGUCCACAAAUAUGAGUGAUACGCUCCGCAGUCUGCUUAUCGCUGCCAGCAUUCAGCAGCGGCAUCAGGCAUUGCCCGACGGUAAUUGUGGAAGCCAGCAAAACAGGCGUGAAGGAAGUGUGUCGCCUCUGUGCGGUUCCGAGCGCGCAGAGAGUUUCUUCAAUCUUCGAUCUUUAACUUCUCUGCUGCCUCAAGCGCAUGGCGGCCUGAAGGCAGAGGAGAGGCCGAUCAGUGAUGGACGCGGACCAGCAGUUUUGGCACCUUCCCCCAGGUCUCCAGGAGGGUCAGUGCCGCCUAGGAGCCCUCUGGACGGUGGUUUGAUGUGCUCCCCGAAAGGUGCAGAGGGUGCAGACGCAGGGCACGGCGUUCCGUCCCAUCUCGCAAUGCUUUGGGGGCUUUCUUCGUUGGAAUCAUCACGGAACAAUGGCAGCUGCAGCGGCCUCACCAGUACAACUUCUGCAGUUUCGGUCGAAGGUGACGCACGGCAUUCUUCAAUUUCCAAUGAAGGAACAUCCAGUUCGCUAGGUAGUUUACCGGACUGCGUGGCCGCUGCGCUUCGAGAUGCUCUCCAAGCAGACUUUGACACUGAGGAAGAUGGAGCUGGCGAUCAGUCAGCAAGAGCCAAAGGUGAGGCUCCAGCACGUCCCUCAGCAACAAAGCUGAUGUCUCCCCUUGAUACUGCGCACCAAGUUUCUCAAUUCCAUGCAGCAAAGUCCGAGGCAGCGUGCUUGCCCAUCGAGUGCAAUGGCACAGCGCCGUGCGACUUGGGGAAUCCGAGCCACGAUGUGCGAGGCAGUGAUGAUCUCGCGUCUUCCACUGAGGCGUCGACAAGAAAUCUUGGGUGCAGCAGUCCGGGGAGCCCGUUGUCCCAGCGAGUGAGUGGGCAAAUGCGCACACACGGUGUAAUUGUUCAAGAGUCAGCAAGGCGAGGGGUGCCGUCAAAUCCAGCUGGUAUGCCAGAGCUACAAGGACGUGCGACGGAACCUGAGUUCUCUGUGUCGCAAGGAGAGGGUGCAGGGGAGACCUGUGGUGCCGUGAUGGGCACGGCACCACAGGGUCUGAAUGGUAGACGGUGUGAGGCGCGGGGAGAAUUUCAGAUGUAUUCGGGGACUGAGUUCCUUGAUCACCAAGAUGUGGAAGACAGAGAAAGUCGGAAGCGGAGAAGCAGGUCCGACGGUGUGGGCGACAUGUGGGAUGGAGAUAAAAAACGCGGGCGAAUGUUCUGUGGAAUAGCGGCGAGCACCGCUCCUACAUCUUCGGGGCAUGCGGUGUCUGCGGAGCGAGGCAGCGUCCGUGUUCACAGCGACGUCGGGGACUGCAGAGAAUGGUCAUCAGCUUCGGUCCAUUCUGCAUUUGCCGGUGAUGGCAACGUGGGUAGUCGCCUGGUAGCAAAUAGUUUUGCACCCGAGUAG
This is a messenger RNA of Besnoitia besnoiti, 3420 nucleotides long. Its product is annotated as AP2 domain transcription factor AP2VIII-5. The transcript has 3 exons. Lineage: Eukaryota; Apicomplexa; Conoidasida; Eucoccidiorida; Sarcocystidae. Bases 1 to 3420 code for a protein of 1139 amino acids. The record is from RefSeq and is a predicted model, not a curated record.